CUCUUCAGUCUCUCCUCAGGUGUCUGUGUUGCAGAAGGAUCCCUCUGUUGCAGAAGGAUCCCUCUUCUCCAAUCACGUGUCAUGUUACAGGUUUUUACCCCAGUGGAGUAACAAUCACCUGAAUGAAAAACAGACAGGAGCAUCAUGAGGAUGUGGAACUGGGUAAACUUCUUCCCAACGAGGAUGGAACCUUCCAGAAGACGAAAACACUCACAGUUACACCUGAUGAGUGGAAGAACCAGUACAGCUGUUUGGUAGAAUGGAGUGGACUCAUCCCGAUUCCAAAAGUCAUGGUGAACAGGCCAAAAAAUGGAAACUCUGAUCCAGUUGGCAUCAUUGUUGGUGUUGUUGUUGUGAUCCUGUUGGUUGUCAUCAGUGUCAUCGGGUAUUUUGUGUAUCAGAAGAAAAGGAGGACAGAGACAACUGUGGGAGAACAUGGGUUUUUAGUUAUUGGUAUUAAUUAUUCAACUUUUUUUGAAUGUGAUCGAAGUGAGUGACUGCAAAUUAGAGGGGAGGGAAUGGAACAGGACACACUGAAACCUGCGU
Messenger RNA from Myxocyprinus asiaticus (Chinese sucker), 546 nucleotides. RefSeq names its product patr class I histocompatibility antigen, alpha chain E-like. Bases 123 to 497 code for a protein of 124 amino acids. The record is from RefSeq and is a predicted model, not a curated record. NCBI's taxonomy places the organism in Eukaryota, Metazoa, Chordata, Actinopteri, Cypriniformes, Catostomidae. Gene Ontology annotation, biological process: immune response. Gene Ontology annotation, cellular component: external side of plasma membrane. The transcript has 3 exons.